This is a messenger RNA of Condylura cristata (star-nosed mole), 924 nucleotides long. Its product is annotated as olfactory receptor 14J1-like. Bases 1 to 924 code for a protein of 307 amino acids. The transcript has a single exon. NCBI's taxonomy places the organism in Eukaryota, Metazoa, Chordata, Mammalia, Eulipotyphla, Talpidae. Gene Ontology annotation, molecular function: G protein-coupled receptor activity; olfactory receptor activity; odorant binding. The record is from RefSeq and is a predicted model, not a curated record. Gene Ontology annotation, biological process: G protein-coupled receptor signaling pathway. Gene Ontology annotation, cellular component: membrane.
AUGGGGAAUUUCACUAUGAGCGGGUUUCUGCUGUUGGGAUUUUCUGCCAAGCCUGAGCUAGAACUCAUCCAUGCUUCUCUGUUCCUGGUCUUAUACCUGGUGGCAGUGACUGGCAACAUCCUCAUCAUCACCGUGAUUUCCAUGGACAGUAGUCUGCACUCACCCAUGUAUUUCUUCCUGAAACAUCUCUCCUUCCUGGACCUGUGCUACAUUUCCGUGACGGUGCCAAGGGCCAUCUACAACUCUUUCAUGCACAGUGGCUACAUUUCCCUCGGGGAGUGCAUAGUGCAGUGCUUUGCUUUCAUUCUCUGUGCUGUUGCUGAGAUGUCCAUGCUCACAGCGAUGUCUUAUGACCGCUACGUGGCCAUCUGCCUUCCAUUGCGCUAUGACAUCAUCAUGGACGUCAGCACCUGUGUCCAUGGAGUAGUUGGUGUCUGGAUCAGUGGGGUCAUUUCUGGAACCAUGCAAACAGCUGCCACUUUCUCCAUGCACUUCUGUGGCUCCCAUGUCAUUCACCAGUUCUUCUGUGAUGUUCCCCAGCUCCUGAAACUCUCUUGUUCCAAUGAGUACACCAGCGAGGUUGGGGUCAGUGUCUUCUUGGCUUCUAUGGCCUUUCUUUGUGUCACCUUUAUUGGACUGUCCUACAUUCAGAUCUUCUCCACUGUGCUGAGGAUGCCGUCUGCUGAGGGCAGAGCUAAGGCCUUUUCCACUUGCCUUCCCCACCUCGCUGUUGUCAUUUUAUUUAUUUCAACUAGCGCCUUUGAGUUUCUGAAGCCCCCUUCUGAUUCUCCAAGUGCACUGGACAUUUUUCUCACUGUUAUGUACACCGUUGUGCCCCCAACACUCAACCCAAUGAUCUACAGCUUGCGAAACCAAUCCAUAAAGGCAGCUCUAAGAAAGGUUUUUCAGAGAAAACAAGAUUGA